Messenger RNA from Liolophura sinensis, 1662 nucleotides. Its product is annotated as actin-related protein 2/3 complex subunit 5-like. NCBI's taxonomy places the organism in Eukaryota, Metazoa, Mollusca, Polyplacophora, Chitonida, Chitonidae. Gene Ontology annotation, biological process: Arp2/3 complex-mediated actin nucleation; regulation of actin filament polymerization. Gene Ontology annotation, cellular component: actin cytoskeleton; Arp2/3 protein complex. Bases 105 to 557 code for a protein of 150 amino acids. The transcript has 4 exons. The record is from RefSeq and is a predicted model, not a curated record.
GUUAACUUCCGGGGUGUGACUGGUCGCAGUGUGGUGUUGUCUUUUCCUUCCUGUUUUAGUUAAUAACUCCGGCCGAUUUAGGUUAAACCAAGAGGUUUUUUAACAUGUCAAAAAAUACAGGACAGUCCAGAUUUCGCAAAGUCGACGUUGACCAGUUCGACGAGGACAAAUUUCAGGACGAAAAUGUCGAGGAAGACGGCGAAGCCGGACCGAAUGAAGGGGAGAUCAACACACUUUUGUCACAGAACAGACAAGCUGAGGCCCUGAAACAUGUAUUAAACCACGCCCCUCUCCUGAGCAAGAACACAACAAUCAAGGACCGAGCUGCUCAGUUAGCCCUCAGAGUGUUAACUUCCUUCAAAAGUUCUGACAUAGAGCCAGCGGUUAAAUCUCUGGACGAAAAGCAGACGGAUAUGUUGAUGAAAUACAUUUACCGGGGAUUUGAGGUGCCGUCAGAGGGUAGCAGUGCUGUCCUCCUUACCUGGCAUGAAAAGACAUACCGAAUUGGUGGACUGGGUAGUAUUGUUAGAGUUCUGGCCGACAGAAAACGAGUGUGACCUCCUUACCCGUGGAAUCCAGGAAUAUUUCAGACUCUGUUUUGUAGUCUCUGUAAAAUAUGAUUCAUGGAGAAAAAAACUGUGUCAUGUUUUCAUCUGUAGCUGAACUGGAGCAGGCCAAAGUCGGGACUACAAACCAGUCAAAAAAUGGAUGUGUUCUGUUGUACAUUUCAUUAUUAACCAAUAAGAGCGAGUCUAACAAAAAUUGUUGCAUGCUGACAUCAUGGAUAUGAUUGGCUUAUCCAGAGUAUGGUUGAAGAUGAAGAUUUUCAGAAAGUGAAUUCUGAUUGGUGCAUUGCAUGAUAUGUAGUUGUCAAGGACUUUGAACUCUUGUGAGAAACUAGCAUUCCAGAUACGUAGACACUAGCAAUAUAUGUACCAAAAACAUGAGUGGUGCAGAUCUUCGAUCAUAUUUAAUAGGUCAAAGGUCAGACAAAUCUCCAUCUUGUCUGUGUAGGUGGAAUGCUGAUAUCGCUUACUCACGUCCUUAUCAAAUCUGUGCGAGCCUAAACUAUGUUUUGGUACAUAGUAUUUAUACAUUAUAAUUUCCUGGUAGUUUUGAUGAGCUGAUCACCCUGCUGUUUGAACAUUCAUACAGAAGGGUGAUCAGUUGGUAAAAAGUUGUGUGAAGUUACAGGCAAUUUGCUAAUAAUCACAUGAAAUUUCAUGUGGUUAUUCACCAACGUUGUACAGCAGUUCGCUGGUGAAAAAUACCAUGACAAUUUUCUGCAAUGCUGUACAGUUACCAAAAACAUAAAAGAAGAAUAAAUUGCAAGAAAAUAAGAUUAAUAAAUAUAAUGAUACAGUAUACAGAUUUCAUAAAGCCCUUGUACUGUGCAGGAAUACGUGUGCUAAUGCAGCCUAAAACUGAGACAAAUCGGUGGAGUUAUCUUCCUUGACUUCCUGCGAUGAACUAGCUACGUACGUAUUUAGGCAUUCACAGCUAUGUUUUUGUCAGUUUUAAUGUUAAUGAUACGACCGUGUAGAUUUUAUGAACCUAUUUACACAAAAGCACCAGUUUCUCACUUCUCACAUACCAGUGCUACGAAACCCUGACCAAAGGGUAUAUUGAAGGUUUUCGUAAUAAACAGAUAUUUUGAUACUC